Molecule: messenger RNA, 732 nt
Organism: Prunus armeniaca (apricot)
Lineage: Eukaryota; Viridiplantae; Streptophyta; Magnoliopsida; Rosales; Rosaceae
Source: the annotation of a GenBank genome assembly
AUGCCUCUGACUUCGCAGCAAAACCCACUAGUCACAAGAAACAUUCAAUGCACGAGGGAAGGUCAGAUCACCAACCACCAGACCAGGGCAUUAAAUGCGUUCCCACGGCCAAGGGGACAGAACCCACGAUCAGGGCGGUGGCCGAGAUUUGCCGAGAUUUAUGGGGGUCACACCACCAUGCUUCUCAAACCCAAACCACCAUGCUUCACGAUCCCAAAUGCUGAUUUGAGUACCCACUUGCCCCGGUCAGGCUCUACCACGCAGGUCUUGUCAGCCUCGAAUGUCCCUCCAGGACUCUUAAAAAUACUAAGCUUAGGACCACAUUCAAGUGGUUCAAACACCAAAACCAAAAGCCUCCCACAGAGCAAAUUAUAUUUUCAUAUCGUGCUGGCACACCAGCGCACAACCGCACCGCAUCCAAAAGAAGGACGUCACGUGUUGACGCACAUCCUCUCAGCCCGGAGCACCAGGCCGCGAGAGUCGCGACAGACCAACACUUUUGGCACGCUCGGUGGGACUUGUCAAAAACUUAUGGUGGAAACUAGGGCACAGGCAAAACUCAAAAACAAAACAGUCGAAAUGACUUCCGAGGCUCCUGAGUCCACCUCACCAAUCAUUGUCAUCGAGACCGAACACGCGGUCAGAACCUUGGCCAGCGGUCCAAUAACGACGGAUCGCACGGCCGAGUCCAUGGGAGAGCAAGCAGUCGUCGAAGAUCUGAUGGCGAAGUAG